AUGACAAUUCAUCCCCAACAACUUACAGGUGGAAACAUAGAUGUAGGUGGAUUCAAAUAUGAAGACUAUGGUCUUAUGCUAAGCGGAAGUGAGCCUCUCUUGAUGGGACGAAAGUUAAAAGGUCUAAAGCCUAUGGAGUCUGGAACAAAGAAAAGAUCAACAAAAGGUGUAGCCUCAAGAGAUUCAGAAAAAGAAAUUGAUAAUCUAAUGAGAAGCGACUAUCCUUCACGUAUGAAAGGAAGAAAGAGAACUCCAAUACAUAAUUGAUAGCAUGCAUAUGGUCAUUAAGUAGUUUAAGAAACGUACAAGUUCAUUAUGGUAGAAGAAAUGUUAAUCAGGGCUAUAUAUAAAACAUAUGUUUAGAAUUUUUCUUACCUUUUUUUUUUGAAUCUGCAAACAAUGUAUGCUCUUACUUUAGCGUUUAG
Raphanus sativus (radish) is the source of this 425-nucleotide messenger RNA. RefSeq names its product protein GOLVEN 9-like. The coding region runs from base 1 to 267 and encodes 88 amino acids. The transcript has 2 exons. The record is from RefSeq and is a predicted model, not a curated record. Lineage: Eukaryota; Viridiplantae; Streptophyta; Magnoliopsida; Brassicales; Brassicaceae.